AUGGACGGCAACUCUUCCACCCCCCGCAUCACCUGCGCCUAUCUCAGCCAGUAUGUCGGCAAGCUCGUGACGGUCGUAGGCAAGGUCGUCCAGUUGCGCGGCGAGGAGGCGACUAUCGACGCUGAUGGGACCAUUCAUGCUUUUCUUAACCGCGAAGCACACCUCUCAGCAAACAACGGCGUGCAAAUCAUCGGCAAGGUCAACCCGGAUCUGUCCAUCAAGGUGCUUAGCUCCGUUGAUUUGGGGCAGGGUGUUGACUACAACCUAGCAAACGCUGUAGUGGAAGUCACUCACCGUUACAAGCCUCUCUUUCUGUACGAGAACUAA
Neurospora tetraspora is the source of this 327-nucleotide messenger RNA. Its product is annotated as replication factor A protein 3. The transcript has 3 exons. Lineage: Eukaryota; Fungi; Ascomycota; Sordariomycetes; Sordariales; Sordariaceae. Gene Ontology annotation, cellular component: site of double-strand break; nucleus; DNA replication factor A complex. The coding region runs from base 1 to 327 and encodes 108 amino acids. The record is from RefSeq and is a predicted model, not a curated record. Gene Ontology annotation, molecular function: damaged DNA binding; single-stranded DNA binding. Gene Ontology annotation, biological process: DNA replication; double-strand break repair via homologous recombination; mismatch repair.